Messenger RNA from Desarmillaria tabescens, 915 nucleotides. RefSeq lists its product as uncharacterized. Lineage: Eukaryota; Fungi; Basidiomycota; Agaricomycetes; Agaricales; Physalacriaceae. Bases 1 to 915 code for a protein of 304 amino acids. The transcript is spliced from 5 exons. The record is from RefSeq and is a predicted model, not a curated record.
AUGCCAUCAUCUCCGUCUGCCAGCUCGCCACCAGAAGCGCAGCAAAAUAUCGAUAUUCAAACUGCGGUUCUGCACCUUCUCGUAUCUAAAUUUCAGCCUGGCGCUCUGAGGACCUUUGAGGACUACAUCGAGACCUGUCAGCACGCCACCAACAUCGUUUCUUUCCUCGAUUUCCAAGCGCUUUCAGACGUGGAGCAGAAUCUGGUCGUCGAUAUUCUGGAGGCUGCUGUCACCAACUUGAACAGCGUCUGUCUCGACUACCAUAUGCGAAUGCUGGAAGUGCUGUUUUUCGACUUUUCUGCGCCGUGGAAAGACAGCUUGGGGAGUAUUCCCACUACAAACUCUACCUUCCGAGUCGCAGCCAUUGAAGUUCUCAUGACGGAACCGCCUUCGUACCUGGAACAACCUCCCGCUCUCACCUCCGAUUCAAUGCAUGCUCUUUCAGCUACUCAAGCCCCUCCUCGAACUACAAGACCUCUUCUCGAAUCUCAAUAUCUCCAGGACUCCUUCGCCGUGUCCUUUCAAGCUCUCCGCUUUCAUCUCUCACAAGUCUCUUCCUCUCUGCGCAACUUUACAUCGUCACCUUCAGAAAUGCCUCGCAUGCCUUGGACAAGUACCCAUCACCAGCGGAUACGGACUCGUUGCAUAUGCCGCUUGCUGCUCCAGACACGGAGGAUAGAUACAGGACCGCCUAGUACAAAUUCUCUGUGCCUCACGCUGUUUCCCACUGAAAACGUCCUCGCUGACGAUGUCGCUUCCUUGGAUAACUCUCAGUCUCCCACUGCCAGUGAUGAUGAUCUGGAGAAGAAGAAGGUUCGGUCGCGGAAGCCUUCUGGCGUCGCAAUGAGUCGCAGGAAGAGGGCUGUUUCAACGCGAGAAGAUAAAGAGAACCUGGACAUGGACAUUGCUUUGUAA